Eruca vesicaria subsp. sativa (arugula) is the source of this 681-nucleotide messenger RNA. NCBI's taxonomy places the organism in Eukaryota, Viridiplantae, Streptophyta, Magnoliopsida, Brassicales, Brassicaceae. The record is from the annotation of a GenBank genome assembly.
AUGGCUGCCACAAGCACCACCAUCGUGUUCUUCCUCGUUCUCGAGAUCACCUUCUCUUCCACCUCCUCCGCCGUAAACAAGACGCAGGCACCUUCUUCUUCUUCUUAUUCUCCUCCACCGGUUCCAACAUGUACGGAGGAGCUGGUUAUGUUCUCUCCAUGCCUUCCUUACGUCUCCGCUCCACCAAACAACAUGUCAGACACGCCGGAUCCACUUUGCUGCUCGGUUUUCUCCACAUCCGUUCAUUCCGGCGCCGGAAACUGCCUCUGUUAUCUUCUCCGGCAACCGAUGAUCCUUGGAUUCCCAUUAGAGAGAUCAAAACUGCUUUCUCUUUCCCAGAUCUGUACCGAUCAGAGAUCCGACGAAUCUUUCGAGUCUCUCUGCUCGCCAUCAGAGUCGCCGGAGCUUCCACCACUUCAGAAUAUUCAGUUCACAGCUCCUUUUGUUUACGGUGAUAGAGCUUCCGCAUCUCCUCCAUCGUUAGCCAUAGCACCAGCAACCGCCGGAAUUUCACCAGCCUCCGAUCAAUUCUCACCAGAAAUGGGCAACUUAUCAUCAUCACCACCAGAAUCCAUCAUAAACGGCUCUCCAAAGAUCAGAAGCUUCUGGUUUCUUUCGACUAUCAUCAUGACUUUGCCUACUUCUAUCUUCGAGUUAGGUUUACUUCUUUCUUUCCUUUGA